AACAAGAUGGUUCCCUUUCAUUCUUUACAGAGUGGUGCUUGUUGUAUCGAAUUUUCAAAAGUCGUGGAUAUUUUAUGGAAAUAACUUAUUAUCAUUAAUAGGUAUCAAGCAUAAAGCAAAAUAAACGUGAAUAUAUUGAUAAAUUACAAGCAUUAAUUUCGUAAUGCGGCGACGAAGUGAAAGGAAAAAGUCGACUGAUGUCGCGUCGCCAGCUCCGGCGUCUCGUCGAACUAGUCGACGGUCUCGCCAAACAUCUGAAACCGCUAGCGAAAAAAGCGCACAGCCUGAAAUGCCUCCCCAGGAUGAUGUUACAGAGAAGUGCAUCGCUAACGCAGAUUGCCCGGAAGAGAGUACUAACGAGGAACCAGUAGUAGAAACUGCUAAGAGUCGUUCACGUAAUCGGACACCGGUAAAGGAUCGAAGCAGUCCCGCCAAACGGAAAGCUCAAAACAUUACCAAUGAUCCCAAAAUUGAUGUUAUACCUGAAGAAAAUAUCUCCAUAAAAGAAGAUUGUCCGAAUGAUAAUAAACCUGGAAAUAAAGAUAAUCAAAAUAUUGAAGAGGCACAAAAACCUGAUAAAGAUUUAACAGAGACAGCAGUGUCGUCAAGCCCAAAAACGAAUGUUGAUAUGAUGAAACCAUUGGAUGUUUUAGAAAUACAAGCAGAGGAUAAUGAAGAAGAAAAGUUACAAACCCAAGGCAUGUUAAGUAAAAAUGAGAAUAUAGCAGAAAAUGUUGUAGAGCCAGAGAAAAAAGAUGAUGAAAAAGUCAUUAAUGAAGAACAAAAUAAAGUUGAUGAAGAAGAAAUGAAAGACACUACUAAUAAUGCUAUAAAUGAAAAGGCGGAUCCAUCGCCUGCAGACGAAGUAACUGUUACCGAAGAAAAAACGGAUCAAAAUUUGAAUAAACGUAAGUGGAUUACAAAAAGAACUGUUCAAAAUCGUAGCCCAUUGCUGGUAAUAACUACUGAAACAUCGAUCCCUGAAGAUGUGCAUUCCGCACCGAAACAAAAAAUACGGUCUUCACCAGAAGUUCAAGAAAUAAUCUCGGAACGCGAAGAAGGCGAAGAGACACCGUCUCCAGAAAGAGAAGUUCACAGAACAAGUACUAAUAGUGCUGAAAAACCUAUACGUAAUCAAAUAGAAUUAUCUUCUGCCCCAAGAAUUAUUAACAAAGUUAAUAUAAAAGUCGAACAUCGUUCCCCGAGUCCGAGAAAUAAAAAAGCGAGUAAUGUACUUUUCAUAACAAAUCUCGUGAGACCUUUCACGGUAUUACAACUGAAAGGUUUGCUAGCUCGUACUGGAAAACUUGUGGAAGAUGGCUUUUGGAUUGAUCGUAUCAAAUCAAAAUGCUAUGUACAAUAUGAAACAGAAGAUGAAGCUAUUGAAACCCGCCAUGCACUACAUGGAGUACGUUGGCCAGUUUCAAAUCCCAAAUGCUUAAUAGUUGAUUUUGCUAAAAGGGCUGAUAUGGAUAGGGCCAUCCAAUCUACCAAAGAAGAACAAACUAGUUUUGGCCAAGAGAAUCAUAGAGAUAACGUGCUCAUCGGUAUGGGUUGGAAUAGAGACAGGAAUGGUGUUGAUGAGAAACGGACAAAGAAGAAUUUCGGGUUAUUAGCGGCUUGUAAUAUAUUUCAGACAUUGAGACCAGUUCGAGAAUGGGAUGUUGGAAAGAAAGAAAGUUUAGAUCGUGAUAAGGCCAGGGAAAUUCUAAAACGGCGAAGCAGAGAGAGGGAAAUUACUUUUGGAAAUCGGGAACCCGAUCGAAAUGGCAAGGAGAGAAGACCACGGUCGAGAGGAAGAGCUGAGGCAAGAAGUAGUAGCCGGUCACCAGCACGAAAAAUCAAGAAAAAGGAAAAUGAUCCACCUCUAAGACUUCUAGAUGAUCUAUUUCGCAAAACUAAAAGUACACCAUGUAUUUACUGGCUACCUUUAACACCCGAACAAAUUGCUGAAAAAGAGGCAUUCCGACAGAAACGACUUGAAGAACAUAAGCAGCGUAUUAAGCAAAGAGAGUUGGAAAAGGGAAAGGAAAGAGAGAAAGAACGGAAUCGAAUCAACGAACGCAGGGAUCGUGAAAAAGAAAGGGAUCAAAGACGCAAUAGAUCCAGUGAUCGUCGCUCUCGUAGUCGCGAUCGACGCCGUUACUAAAAAAUAUUGGUAUUGUAUAACCAAAUUAUCAUUACGUCGACGUCGUUGCAUUUGAAAUUUAUUACUUUUCAACACAUGCAAAACCGAAUGCAUGGUGAACGAAAACUGAAAAUAAAUUUCAUUUAGCAUCGUUCUUAAAUUAAAAAAUGGCAAGUAUUUCUAGCAAAAAUAAUAGAAAUCGUUUCCGGAUGCCCUUAGCCUUUGGCGAAGAUAUUUAUGAUAUUUCACAUACAAAAUUAAUUCGAAGAAUUUACGAUCACAAAAAAAUCAUCGCCAAAGUAAUUUUCAAAAGCCCAUCAACUUUUUUUUUUAUAUAAAUGGUGACAUUUAAAAUUUUUUUCAAUUAUUUUAUUGAAGCAUUUCGUUAUAUUCAAACGGUUUAACAAAAUUAUUUAUAAUUUAUUUUGUUUUCAUUAUGUCGUGAAAAAUUCAUAUUUCUUAUACCCGUAAAAGUUUAGAUUGGGUAUUCAAUUUUUUUCAAUUGCUGCAAAACAAACUCUAGGAAACGAUCCGAUAAAAAAAAUUAAAACAAUUGAAUAUCCGUUAUAAACCUUUCUGGGAAAGUUCUUUCAAGCGGAGAGGAACAGCAACCCGGUUGAAAUCAACAAGUGUUCUCAGCGCUCGGACUCUAUUUUAACAGUAAAGUGGAGUUAAUCCACGAAUUUUUAACACAAACAAUUCAAUGAUAAUAUUUAAAUAAAAGGCAAUAAGUUCUCUCAAUAA
Bactrocera tryoni is the source of this 2872-nucleotide messenger RNA. It is a transcript of the gene Acn, whose product is annotated as apoptotic chromatin condensation inducer in the nucleus. The record is from RefSeq and is a predicted model, not a curated record. The transcript has 5 exons. NCBI's taxonomy places the organism in Eukaryota, Metazoa, Arthropoda, Insecta, Diptera, Tephritidae. Bases 164 to 2149 code for a protein of 661 amino acids. Gene Ontology annotation, molecular function: RNA binding.